This is a messenger RNA of Quercus robur (English oak), 1161 nucleotides long. Its product is annotated as adenine phosphoribosyltransferase 1-like. The record is from RefSeq and is a predicted model, not a curated record. Gene Ontology annotation, molecular function: adenine phosphoribosyltransferase activity. Gene Ontology annotation, biological process: adenine salvage. Lineage: Eukaryota; Viridiplantae; Streptophyta; Magnoliopsida; Fagales; Fagaceae. The coding region runs from base 51 to 824 and encodes 257 amino acids. Gene Ontology annotation, cellular component: cytosol; cytoplasm. The transcript is spliced from 7 exons.
UCUAUAGUUAUAUUGGCAGCGCCAGGGGGACUCCUUUUUAACUCAGCGAAAUGGAAAUUAUGCACAAAGCCUCGUCAAGUCUCUCUUGCAAAAUUUCAUUCUUUCCAUCACCCGACAGCAUCGACUCUCCUCGAACUCUCGCCACUCCGUUUCGACAUUCCUCAGCUUCCUCGAACUCUCAACAACUACAACUACAAUUGAAUCACUCGAAAAAUCACCGACCAGCUCUCUCCCCACUUCGCUGUACCGCGAGUGACUCAGUGAAACGUCAAGAAAUGGCUGGUAAAGAUGGCCAAGACCUUCGCAUACAGAAAAUUUCCUCUGCAAUCCGAGUCAUCCCUGACUUUCCUAAGCCAGGUAUUAUGUUCCAAGAUAUAACAACCUUGCUUCUUGAUACCAAGGCCUUCAGGGACACUAUUGAUUUGUUUGUUGAGAGGUACAAAGACAAAAACGUCUCCGUGGUUGCAGGUAUUGAAGCUAGAGGUUUUAUCUUUGGCCCUCCCAUUGCAUUGGCCAUAGGGGCAAAGUUUGUUCCUAUGAGAAAGCCUAAUAAGUUGCCUGGGGAAGUUAUUUCGGAAGAGUAUUCGUUGGAGUAUGGAACAGACAAAAUGGAGAUGCAUGUAGGGGCUGUAGAAGCAGGAGAACGUGCACUGAUAAUUGACGAUCUCAUUGCAACUGGGGGAACCUUGUGCGCUGCAAUCAGGCUACUAGAGCGGGUUGGAGUGCAUGUGGUUGAAUGUGCGUGUGUCAUUGAAUUGCCGGAGUUAAAGGGUCGGGAACGGUUGGGAGACAAACCAUUGUUUGUUCUUGUUAACGGAGCUUGAUCUCAGGAUGUCUGAGGUAGUACUGCUUGUUUCUUGGCCAUAUGAUUUCAUAAAUGCUAGAGCUCUUCAUCAAGCUAGAGAUUUUAGAAGACCAUUUUGAUGGUUGGCAAGCAGUAGAUAUUGAAUGAUAUAACAGUAAUAAAUGAUAUAUGCACUUGCUUCCCCUUCUCCCAUUGUGACCGUUAACUGAAUUUGAUAGAGGAACUCGAGUCUUUUUAUUGGAUGAAUAGGAUCAAUGUUUUUCAGUGCAACUUCUACUGUAUUUUUCUUGCCGUUUUGUUUUUCACCAGUUAGUUAUGGAAGAACUCAGUUUAAUGCUGCAGGCACUUGACGCAAA